This is a messenger RNA of Agrilus planipennis (emerald ash borer), 942 nucleotides long. Its product is annotated as protein kinase C alpha type-like. The coding region runs from base 512 to 865 and encodes 117 amino acids. The transcript has 4 exons. Gene Ontology annotation, molecular function: protein binding. The record is from RefSeq and is a predicted model, not a curated record. Lineage: Eukaryota; Metazoa; Arthropoda; Insecta; Coleoptera; Buprestidae.
CAACAAAAACAAACUGACGUUCGACGAUAAUGACGCCAUUGAUGCGCCCUAGGAAAGUGUUCAAAUAAUAAAUUGUGCCAUUAACAUUAAAAUACAUGAAUUUUCAAAAAAUUUUAAUAUGUUUAACAUUUUAUGUUUUUGUAUCAUUAACAUUGUAUUUUAAAGUGAAUCGGUGAAUGUUAAGACGGAGCACUUUACCUUCCCCCAAAUUCGGAUUAAUAUUUUUAUAACUAGUUUUAUAAUUAUUUAAGUAAGAUGAUUUUUUGGACGUUGAGUGGCGCCAGGAAAAGCAACUUAGGAUGUUUAAGUUAACGGCAAUAAUCGUGACAUGAUGCGAAAGGGGGUGUGAGUACUUAAGGCCUUAUUAGAUUACGAUGGGAGAUUAUGUAUUAUAUCAAGCUCUCCAGAAUUAUAUUCCUCAUGAUGAUGAAAGUAAUGCUAUAGAAUUUCAAAAAGAUGACGUUUUUGAUGUGCAGUCUUCGUUUAUUGAAAAUGAAAAGCAGCGAAAAGGAUGGCUUUGGGCUUACAACAGAAGAACAGAACAAUCGAACUGGUUAAGUUGCUGGGAUCAAAAGUAAAUAACACUAUACAUCAUCCAUCAGCACCAGGAGUGGAAGCAUCUCAUUUAACUUCUACAAGCUGUUCUGGGCAAAAAGCAAUUGAUGUUAGGAUUAGCAGUUCAGAGCACCGUUUGAGGGAUGUUUAUUUUCUAACUCCAAUAUUAUGUAUUCAUUGUAAAGAUUACAUCUGGGGAUCUGGCAAAGUUGGUACACAGUGUCUGGGUAAGUGUAUUUUUUUGUUACACACUUUCAAUCUGCACAAUGUGGAACGACAGAGAUUUCAAAGGUGUAAAUUGUACUUAUAGAGUGUAUAUAGGUUAUUCAUUAUCUAAAAUUAUUUUUUUUUACUUAAUCUGAAUAUUAUCUUUAUUAACAUUUAAUA